GAUAGGAGGUGGAAAUCUGAAUCAGUAAUACACAGGGAGCCUGCAGCUCCGGAGUAAACCCCUUGGAUCAAGACGGACUGACACACACUAAAUUUAAAGCACAGAGCACAGGCUGCAGGUGUUCCCUUGGUCUUCAGGGAAACUACUGUGGGACUGUAUUGGCACAACAAUGAUAACUGAGCAACUUUUUCUGAACAAGAAGCGAAGGCAAGGAGUGUGUCCCAGGGCUGUACAGCAUGUGGACAAGGCUGCAGGUAAGCUGCUGUGUCUGAACUAACAGAGCUGGUUACUUUCACACACAGUGUUGGGGACCCUGCUGAUCCCUGAGGUACAGAACAAAUGGUGAGCAGACAGCUGCAGCUGAAGGGUUAUUUUGGAAAAUGGCUAUUUGGCACCUUUCUAGAAAACAAAACCACCAAGUUUCCAGGCAGAAGGUGAAGUGCCCCAUGCCUUGUUGGAUCAGCUGGGCAUGCAUCACCUCCCUGCAUCUUCAUGUCUUCUUGUCACUGGAAGAACUGAGCCACCAACAGACAGGGAAGGAAGUACUAUUGUUCCUAACGGUGACCAUCUCCAAAUGCUCCACAGGCUAUCCCCUUCCCAUAGGUGCUGAGGAUCAAAACCCUGUCCUGUCUGCUCUCCCGAUGGUUCCUAAAGCAUGAGCACACCUCUGAAAUCUGCCCCAAUCUCCACAUGAUAUGCAACCCAGAUGGAUCCUGAACCAGGAGCAAGUUUCAGGUAUGCAGUAACCCCAGAUGAACUUGCCCAAGAUGUUGCUAAAAGACAGCAAUUUUAGCAUCUCCAUGUUCUACUGCGCAGUUUGCCAUGCAGUCUUCCCACCUCUCAGGCAGAAGACAGUACCUUUAUCACCAUUUUGUGGGAAGGGCAAUGCCUGUAAGUGUUGCAGGGCAGUCUCCAGCAGACAUUUCAGUAGUGCCUACAGAUAUUUUAUUGGCAGUUGCCAACAUUACCUCUGUGUGGCAGGGAUCUAGUAAAGGCUUGGUAGUGACGUUUAGAGUCAUAAAAGGAAUGUUCCACAGAGGGUGUUUUUGAAUGAGUUCCUACCCACUCAUGGACUAGACUGUCUUUUUAGCCAUGUUCUCCCACACUCUCACCCUGACCACAGUACUGGCUAUGAUUGGCUUGAAAGCCAAUUUUUGUUUAAUCCAAAGUCUUUUGUUUUAAUGCCUGUGCUCAGCAAACCUCUGCUAUUUUAGGAAGGCUGUGCCUGUGAAGGUUCUGCAUGCGAAGCAAACACUCAAAGCCAAUUUCAUGCUGCUCACUUGGAAGAGCAAGGUACACUCAGUCACUCCACCAGACUUGCAGAUGCCAAGUAUCCUUGUCUCCUUCUGAAAUAUAAAUGGAAGUUGCACAAAGGUCAAACCAAAGUUUCCCCUGGCAGAAAGCUAGCACUGUCUUUCCUACGUAAUGGGCGCCUCUGAAGAAGCUGCUUGGAAAGCAAGAUAGUAUACACCAAGAUAGCCAGAGAGCUGGGUUGUAUGCUUCUGUUGAGGAAUUCCUGCGCAAGCAAAUGAUCACUGCAACAAGACCACACAUCCAAAAGGCCUUACCCUUUUUGCCAGUGCCCAAACUGUUCAGCAGCACCUGGAGAUUCAAGACUCCCUGGCCUUACUUGACAGAAACUGUGGUUAUCCCUAGUGAGAGUGUCUGAGUCUUUCCAGCACCCAUCAGCCCAAUGGAAGAAGUCAUCAACAGUGAGUCAACUCAUAAAGGAGUGGCUGAAAUUUUCUAACACUAUCCAGGUGACUGUAGUUGGAAAAAGUACACAGCCGGCCGGUACAGUUGGGAAAAACCUUUGAUCACUUUAGAAAAUUGAAAGAAUGGCAGGCACUUUUUACUAUCAACAUUUUUUAUAUAAAGGCAAAAUCUUUUUUUUUUUUGCAUAUGUUUUUUUAGUAGAGGGUUUCAUUUUAGCAGACAAUGCAUAACAUCUGUCUGCUCCUGGACGGAUCAUCCUCAUUUGAUAAUGCAGAUAUUGGAAGGGCUAAAAAUAUAACUGCUCCAAACAAGUAAUCAAAUAUGAACAUGUGCCUGUGCAGAUGAAUAUGUAUGGUCCAUGAGUUUGUGAUUAAUGCUCAGUGCUUAUUCUCCCAACACGUGUAAGAAGCAGGAAGAUCUCAAUGAGACAAAGGUGUGGUACAAUCACAUCAGCAAAGUUAUUAGCUUUCUGGACAGCUUUUUCCAUUAUGUAAAAGCUGUGUUUGUAUUAGAAUAGCAGUCAGACACACCAGUGUGAGGAUUACAGUUGGUUUUUAUAUAAUGGAUUAUCCAGAUUAAGCGUUUUAUUCAGGCACAUGAGCAAAAAUAACCAAUUAGUGACUUUGCAGAUUCAUUAUUUAAAGGCAGCUGGAGGGCAAUUGACACAAAACUCUCCUGCUGACUUCAGCCUGAAGACUGAAGCAGAGUAAUCUCAGGGAUCUUCAGCACCUCUACCCAACAGAAUGAAAUACGCACAAUACCUUUUCCUGGCAUCAAUCCUCUCCACGGUUGAAUAUAGCCUAGCUCAGACCUGUGCAGUGGACUCUUUCUCUGUGAAAGACAAUUUUGAUCCAAAAAGGUAUGCAGGGAAAUGGUAUGCCUUGGCCAAGAAGGAUCCAGAAGGCCUUUUCCUUCAGGAUAACAUCUCUGCUGAAUACACUGUUGAGGAAGAUGGCACAAUGACAGCUUCUUCCAAGGGCCGGGUGAAGCUUUUUGGGUUCUGGGUAAUCUGUGCUGACAUGGCUGCUCAGUACACAGUGCCAGACCCGACCACUCCUGCAAAGAUGUACAUGACGUACCAGGGCCUGGCGAGCUAUCUGUCAAGUGGUGGGGACAACUACUGGGUGAUUGACACCGACUAUGACAACUACGCCAUUACUUACGCCUGCCGCAGCCUGAAGGAGGACGGCUCCUGUGAUGAUGGCUACUCCCUGAUCUUCUCUCGCAACCCCCGUGGCCUGCCCCCCGCCAUCCAGCGCAUUGUGCGCCAGAAGCAGGAGGAGAUCUGCAUGUCUGGCCAGUUCCAGCCUGUGCUGCAGUCAGGAGCCUGCUAAGAGUAUAUUUCUGAUUCUACCCCUGAGCACAGAAGCCAGACCUCUUGGUACUGAAGCUGCCACUCAGCUAAUAAAUCAUAGUAGUGUGUUUUCUCUGAAAAACACAUGAAAAUGUUGGGGAUUUUGUAAACUGUGUGCAGUACAGUAGUGGUAUCUGAAUUUUCAAGGUAAUACCUAAUGUGGCAUUUGUCAAUAAAAGUUUUUAA
Centrocercus urophasianus (Greater sage-grouse) is the source of this 3256-nucleotide messenger RNA. Its product is annotated as purpurin. The record is from RefSeq and is a predicted model, not a curated record. NCBI's taxonomy places the organism in Eukaryota, Metazoa, Chordata, Aves, Galliformes, Phasianidae. Gene Ontology annotation, molecular function: retinol transmembrane transporter activity; retinoid binding. The transcript has 7 exons. Bases 2460 to 3050 code for a protein of 196 amino acids.